This is a messenger RNA of Triticum aestivum (bread wheat), 2763 nucleotides long. Its product is annotated as receptor-like protein 13. Gene Ontology annotation, molecular function: protein binding. The transcript has 5 exons. NCBI's taxonomy places the organism in Eukaryota, Viridiplantae, Streptophyta, Magnoliopsida, Poales, Poaceae. The record is from RefSeq and is a predicted model, not a curated record. Bases 1 to 2763 code for a protein of 920 amino acids.
AUGGGGAUCAUUGUCUUUGGCGUUGUUUCUCUUGUUACAGUCCAUGUUUCACUUGUCCUCUGGCUGCUUCCUGGAGGAGAGGGCUUCUCUACUGGACAUCCGGUCUUCUCUGGUUUGCUUGGACUAGCCAAGCUUCGAUAUCUCGAUUUCAGUAACAGUGCAUGGGGACGGGGGUUCCCAGAAUUUAUUGGGCAAAUUGUUUCACUAGAAGUCUUAGUUCUCGACGGUAACCACAUGACCGGAGGUCUUCCAAGCGCAGGUACAGACACAUUGCAGCUAUUGAGAAUGAGCAUGUAUUGGAAUAGCUUGAACGGAAGCCUCCCGGCAUCGCUAUUUGCACUUCCUCACCUAAAGAUCCUAGAUCUCUCCCUUAAUGACUUCGAUGGGCAUAUUCCAAUAAGCUCAUUCUCGGGUCCAAUGUCACUUGAAGUCCUAGAUCUCAGUUUUAAUCGCCUCAACGGAACUCUCUCAGCCUUUAAAAACAUCAGGAACUUGCAUUUGGUUAGCAACCUAUUCAGCGGAUCCCUCCCUGUGUCAAUAUUUUCACUUCCUCAUCUGAAGUUCCUAGAUCUCUCAUAUAAUGAAUUCGAGGGAGAUUUCCCUAUUCAUUUAUCUUCGGAACCAGUUCCACUUGAAGUCUUACAUCUUGAACAUAAUAAGCUGAGUGGAGCUCUUCCGAAUGUACAAGCAUUUGAAAUCCUCAAGAACCUACGAGAGUUGUAUUUGAGUUCCAACCAAUUCAGCGGAAACAUUCCAAAAUUCUUGUUCUCGCUUCCACAUAUCGAACGGUUGAACCUCUCGACGAAUUUGCUCGGAGGACAAAUUCUUAUAAAUUCAUCUUCGGAUCUUUCAUUGUCCCUUAAGAGUCUUCGGUUUUCCCAAAAUAAUUUGAGUGGUAAACUUUCUUUCAUUUGGCUUCAAAACCUCACAAAGCUAGAAGAGAUAGACCUUUCAGGCAAUGGUAACCUAGUUAUUGACAUCAAUAUUCCUGGAUGGACACCUUCAUUCCAAUUGAAACAGUUAGUGCUCUCUGGCUGUGACCUUAACAAGAACAUUAUUGCAGAACCACAUUUUUUACUCACACAGCAUCAUUUAGAGGUGCUUGAUUUGUCCAGCAAUAACUUGUCAGGCAGCAUGCCCAAUUGGUUGUUUACAGAGGAAACAAAACUACAACAACUAUAUCUUGGGAAUAACUCGUUAACUGGAUCGCUAGACCCAAUAUGGCAUGCCCAAUCUUUCCUCACGGAUAUCAACAUAGCCAUGAACCAUAUCACAGGACAGUUGCCGGCCAACCUCAGCUCAAUGUUUCCAAAUUUGUCUGAUCUAGAUUUGUCUAGUAACGACUUGUUUGGGCACAUACCAACGCCAAUGUGUGAGAUCAGCUCCAUGACAUUUUUAGACCUAUCAAACAACAAACUUUCUGGGGAGGUUCCAGCUUGUGUUUUUACUAAUUAUCCCGGGCUAUCCACCUUGAAGGUCUCGAACAACAGGCUUGGUGGUCCGAUUUUUGGUGGGAUGAAUAAUCUGUCCAAUAUAAAGAAAUUGUGCUUGGAUGGUAACAAAUUUACAGGGACAUUGCCUCGUGAUCUGGCAGCAUAUUCUCUAAAUGUCAUUGAUUUGCAUGAUAACGAGCUGUCUGGCGAACUCGAUACAUCAUUUUGGAGUAUGUCUUCUUUGGUGGCCCUGAAUCUUGCUGACAACCAUAUAACAGGCAAAUUUGAUCAACACAUCUGUGACUUCACAAGAAUUCGCCUUUUAGAUCUGUCGCGCAACAACCUUACAGGGUCUGUACCAGACAGUUGCUUCAUAGUGCUGAAUUUUCUUAAACUUACAGGGAACUCUUUAUCUGGCGAUAUGUCUUUUGCCCUUUUCAACACAUCAAGUCUAAUUGCUUUGGAUAUCAGACACAAUCAGUUCACGGGCAACCUAAAUUGGGUACAUUAUCUUGACAACAUUAGGCUACUUUUGUUGGGCGGAAAUAAGUUUGAAGGGCAGAUCACUCCAAACCUGUGCAGACUCAUGUACUUGAGGAUACUUGAUUUUUCUCAUAACAAGCUUUCAGGCUUGCUACCAGCAUGUAUUGGUAAUAUAUCUUUCAAAGGUGUUACAGAUGAUCAAAUUUUGCAGCCAGUCCUUAUUAGUGGACUUCUUAUUUCUGACAUCCAGGCCGCUUACUAUGACUUAUUAGUAGACUUCACCUUUACUACCAAAGGGAAUCUCUACACGUACGGACGCAGUUUCUUUGUUUCGAUGUCAGGGAUUGACCUGUCUGUAAACAUGCUGGAUGGAGAAAUUCCUUGGGAGCUUGGAAAUCUGAGCCAUAUCAAAUCCCUGAACCUGUCCAACAAUUUAUUUGUUGGUCCAAUCCCAAUGACCUUUGGCGGCAUGGAGGAAAUAGAAAGCUUGGACCUCUCCCACAAUGAGCUGAGCGGACCAAUACCUUGGCAGUUAACCCAGUUAUCAUCAUUGGGGGCAUUCUCUGUGGCAUACAACAACUUGUCAGGAUGCAUACCAAACUAUGGACAGCUCAGCUCAUUCAACAUGGACAGCUACCUAGCCAACACCAACCUUCACAACAUUACUCAGGGGAAUACCUGUGCUGCUCCCGGUCUAGAUCCUGCUGCGGGGAAAGAUGUGGAAGAGACACCCAGUGACCCAGUUCUAUAUGUGGUCACAGCUGCUGGCUUUGUGUUGGCAUUUUGGGCCACUAUUGGAUUCUCGUUUUGCCAUCCUUACGGAAGAUCUGUAAUGCUCAAGUUGUAG